Messenger RNA from Ylistrum balloti, 4273 nucleotides. Its product is annotated as protein timeless homolog. The record is from RefSeq and is a predicted model, not a curated record. Bases 1 to 4164 code for a protein of 1387 amino acids. The transcript has 31 exons. Gene Ontology annotation, cellular component: replication fork protection complex. Gene Ontology annotation, molecular function: DNA binding. NCBI's taxonomy places the organism in Eukaryota, Metazoa, Mollusca, Bivalvia, Pectinida, Pectinidae. Gene Ontology annotation, biological process: DNA replication checkpoint signaling; DNA repair; replication fork arrest.
AUGAUGCAUGUGGAGUUACAGGCCACAUGUACCGCACUUGGAUACCUGGAGGGGAACCGAUAUGUUAAAGAACCAGACUGUCUUGAAACUGUUAAGGACCUGAUUCGAUUUCUGAAGCGUGAAGAUGAAACUUGUGACAUUCGACGGCAGCUUGGUCAUGCUCAGAUUGUGCAGAGUGACCUACUUCCAUUAGUGAAGCAGCACCAUGAUGAACGACAGCUUUUUGAGACUCUCAUCAGGGUUCUGGUGAACUUAACACAGCCUGCUAUCAUUUGUUUCAAAAAUGCUGUUCCUGCUGAUAAAACAAUGUACAACUAUUAUCUGGAGGUUGAGGCAGAGCUGCAAGGUUACAAAGAGGUUUUUGUGGAUGAAGACUUUUUCAGUACUUUAACAGAACGAUUAGGGCAACUACUAAAGCUGGACUGGGAGCAUCGACAAGAGGAAGACCGCCUCCUCAUAGAGAGAAUUCUUAUCCUGAUCAGAAACAUUCUCCACGUACCACCCAAUCAGGACCAGGAACAGAGAACUGAUGAUGAUGCCACUAUCCACGAUCAAGUGAUCUGGGCCAUACACUGCAGUGGUCUUGAGGAUUUGUUGCUGUACAUUGCCAGCUCAGAGGAUGAACGUCAGUUCUCCAUGCACGUCCUUGAGAUUGUGUCACUGAUGUUUCGAGAGCAGACACCAGACGUGCUUGCUUGUGCUGGUGUUACACGAUCACAAAGUCAGAAAGAAAAAGAUGAAAGGGAACUGGAGAUGAUUAGAGAACAGGAACGUGUAAGGAAAGUCUCUGAUCAUAGGAAGUUCAGUACAAGGCAUUCUCGUUUUGGUGGAACUUAUGUAGUUAAGAACAUGAAAUCUAUCAGUGAAAGAGAUGUCAUUUUUCAUAAAGCGCAACAUGAUGUUAGUAAUUUGACUUUCGAUGUGAACAAAAAACCAAAAAAGAUUGCAAAAAAUAGACAGCCUAUCAAAGACAAGGAUUUGUUGCGACGAUCAACUCUGAGUAUCCGUCUUGGUCUGAAAGAAUUCUGUGUUCAAUUUUUGGAGAACUGUUACAACCCUCUUAUGUAUGCUGUCAAGGAUAUCCUGAAUCAUGAGAGGACACAGGAACAUGACGAGACUUAUUAUCUUUGGGCCAUUCGAUUCUUCAUGGAGUUUUGUCGUCAUCACAGUAAGCGUGUUGAACUGGUAUCAGAGACCUUGUCUGUCCAAGCAUUCCAUUACAUACAAGUACAGAUGAUACAAUACUAUGAAAUGCAGAUGAUGGAGAAAAAAGAAGCCAUUGUUUGGGGCAAACGUGUACAUCUGGCCCUAAAAGCCUAUCAGGAACUCCUGCUAACACUUGACUCAAUGGACCGAUCCAAAAACACACAGUUGAUGGAGAGCUCCAAAGUUCUAAAAGGCAACAUCUUUUAUAUGAUGGAGUUCAGAGAUAUAUUCUUAACAUUGCUCAGGAAGUUUAAUCAGAGUCAACAAUCCCGGACCUACCUAAAAGACUUGGUAGAGACAACACACCUGUUUCUGAAGAUGCUUGAGAGUGAAACACGGAGAAAUUCUCAUCUUGUUGUUCAGACAAAGAAGAAGAAAAACAAGAAAUCACAGAAGAAGGAUGUAGCAAAAGAAAAUAUUGAGCCCCAGGAGCACACACCCCAACAGUUAGAGGACAUGUGGGACAACCUAUCAACAGAGUUAUCCUCCCUGUUCCAGGGACGUGAAGAAAUACCAACAGAUGUCUCUCCAUUUGAUGCAGCCUCAGAAAUUGAGGAGGAGCAACAAAGAGUUAAAGCUAUGAUAAGUAUACAAGAUGCAUUACGACACUCCCAGCCAGGAAAUAGCAUCGCUCUUCUGAGAGCUGCAAGGGAGAUUUGGCCAGAGAGAAAUGAGUUUGGGAGUGCAGACAUAAGUCCAGAGGAAGAGUUCAUGGCCUUGCGGGAAAUCUUCAUGGCUACUCUACCACGGACACCCCAGGAGAGUCAGACAGAGGAGAAUGUAUUGGAGGAGUAUGAGGAAAGAGCAGAUAUUGAAGAAGAAGAGGUGACCACAGCUUCUGUAUCUGAGCAGGAAUUCAACUUCAAAGAAUUUGUAAAUAAGUUCAGCUCAGGUAAUAUACUGAAGUGCUAUGUUCUCCUGCUGGCUGAGUUUGACAAGAACACCACACAUACUAACCACUGUAUAGUAAAGAUGUUACACCGAAUCAGUGUAGAUCUCGGACACACAGGUCUGGUGUUCCAGGCGUCCUUGUUUCGACUGUUCCAACGCAUACUACUUAGCCCACUUGCCAAGCUUGACCGCUACAAGGAACUUGUUAAGUUUGCAACAUUCACCGUACGAAACUUUGUGGAGACAGCAGAAAAGAACCCAAAAGCUUUCAUGGAAUUACUUUUCUGGAAGUCGAGCAAGGAAGCAAGUGAAUUAGUAGAUGGAUAUGGUACAUACCAAAGUAAAGCAAAGGUAUUGUGGACUGAGGACCUGGAAAUGGAGGUGCGACACCUGUUUGAAGAGUACAGGGACCAAGAGGAUACAAGUAAAGAUGUGGUGGACUGUAUCAUGGAGAGGAUCACAGACCCGAAAAAGACCAGAGGUCAGGUUCUCAGGGAGCUGAAGAAACAGGGCUUAAUAGGAAGUGCCAAGGACAUCAAAAAGGGAAAGAAAGGAGGAAGCCGACCAGGUCCUUGGACUGAAGAGGAGGAAUUUGACUUGGCAAAUCUUUACGACAGGUUUCAUUCUACAAAUGACCCACUUGGUAGUAUCAUAGCUCAUAUGGAGGUCAAACGCAGCAAGUCUAAGGUCAUUGAGAAACUGUUUAGUCUGGGACUAGUGAAGGACCGUAAGGAGCUGUACAAGAGACGCCAGCGGAAGAUGCAGGAUUCAGACUCGGACAGUGAUAGUGGCGAUGACAGGAGACAACAAAGAGAAGACUUUCAGGAGCUUCCAUCUGACUUUGAAGAGGAGGUGUUGUCUUCUGGUGAUGAAGGUGAGGUGUCCGGCAAUGACACUGAUAAACAAGAUGAAGGUAAAGGUCAUACAGAGGACAGCGGUGUACAGGAUGAUAUGGUGGCUAUCAUCACAGAUUUGGUGGCAAAAGGUUACGGUGACCAAAUCAAGUGGAUACAGCGAGGUUUGAGUCGGACAGCUGGAGAUAAAGAGGAGUUGGCAAGUAGUAUGCCAGUUCCCAUUGUCCCACUGACCGAGGAGAAUGAAACAGCCAUGGAGGAUGAAUGCUUUCUGUCUUUCCUGAAGAAAAUUGGCAUCUGUCCUCCAAAUGAACAGGAGAUGUUCUGGCGUAUCCCAGGUGAUUGGAACCCUGCCCAGUUGAGACAGCUUGUGGAGGGCCUGACACUCGAUGAGCAAGGGACACCAAGUCAAGCCCAUACUAUCAAAACCCACAAACCACCUGCUCCCAAACCCAGCAAGACCAAGGUCAAGGAGGUGAAAAAGGACAAAAAAACAUCAGAAAGGAUGGAGAGAUUGAAAGCGAUGGCCAAGCAACGACAGCAAGAUAAGGGAAAGAAGACCAGGAGAGACAGAACAAGAAAGACACGAUCUCCUUCCCCAAUGGUUACAAGAGAUGAUAGUGAUGAUGAUGUGGAGUUGGAAGGUCGAGGAAGUCAAGUUGAUGCUGAGGUGGCAGACUCUCCAGGUCACAACCCCACAGCCAAAGUCACACCACCCUCAAAGAAAAAAUCUCGCAUCAGACGCAUUAAAGAAUCUGACAGUGAAGACAGUGAUGCUGGACAACCAUUGUCUGUUGAUGAGGAAACCAACAGGGCCCUCAACAGUGACACAGAAGCAAGCCAGUCACAGAAGCGCCCUCUAGAUUUAGGUGACAGUAGUGAUGAUGAUGAACAAUUACAGCCAGCCAAGCGUGCACGUGUUCCCUCAGAAACUAAUACAAAUGCACAACAAAGCAAGCAUGUUCAAAUCCAGUCAGAUUCUGACAGUGAUGCAGAAGCUCCUGUUCAAUCUACCAAGCCAGUUCAAAUCCAGUCGGACUCUGACAGCGAUGAAGAUGUUCCUUUAGCUGCCAAGCUUAAACAAAGCUCUUUUCCAGCUACUCAGUUCAGCUUGGAGAUGGGAGAUAACUCUGAUUCUGAACUUGAUGACCACAUACCACUUCGACAAGUACUCAAAAAGAAAAAUAGGAUUGAAAGUGAUGAAGAGGAUUGAACAUUUUCCAUGAAAUUGUCCUAUAAUGCUCUUUACUCUUUUGUUGUUUUCCUGUCAUGAACUCUGUAUUCAUUCUACAUAAUAUUUCAGACAUAUUCGUCCCAUUUGA